This is a messenger RNA of Tribolium madens (black flour beetle), 816 nucleotides long. Its product is annotated as tetraspanin-8-like. Lineage: Eukaryota; Metazoa; Arthropoda; Insecta; Coleoptera; Tenebrionidae. The record is from RefSeq and is a predicted model, not a curated record. The transcript is spliced from 5 exons. Bases 96 to 764 code for a protein of 222 amino acids. Gene Ontology annotation, cellular component: membrane.
CUGGUGAUAACACACCAAGCCCUGUUAUAAACUGAAUAGAUUUGACACUCAAUCAUUUUGCUACAGUUUGUCGCGAUCGAAUAUAGUGCAUCAAAAUGGGUUGCCUUUCGGGAAUUGCAAAAUAUUUGUUAUUUCUGUUCAAUUUUUUGAUAGUGGUAUGUGGCAUCGCUCUUAUAGCAGUAGGUGCCAUUAUGCUAAAGAAUGAAAACAAAGGUCUUGAUUCAGUUACCGACUUUUCGGUUGGUGGUUUUGGUAUUGCUGUCGGUGUUAUAAUUUUUGGUAUAGCUUUCUUAGGAUGUUGUGGAGCUAUAAAAGAAAAUGGCUGCAUGUUAACGACUUAUGCAGUUAUUAUGAUUGUUUUGUUGAUUUUGCAAAUUGUCUUGGGAGCUAUGGCCUUCGUAGCAAUCAAAAAUGACGAUAAAACUUUGGAUAAAAAAGUGAAAGAAGUUGUCAAAGAUACAUUUGAUGAUUAUAUAAAGAACCCAACAGAAGAGAAAAGAAAAGUAAUUGAUACAAUCCAGGAAGAUUUUGAAUGCUGUGGCGUUGAUGGAUCCACUUAUUGGACAAGUCACCUGAAAGACGUUCCAGCCAGUUGUUAUGAAGACAAGGAUAAACAACAGACUAAACUUUUCAAAGAUGGUUGCGCAAAACGGUUCCAAGAAGUGAUAACAUAUAACAUUAAAGUCAUUGGUGGAAUUGCCCUUGGAUUUGCAGCAGUUGAACUUGUGUGUGCCAUUUUCGCCAUUAUCGUCAAGAACAGAUAAUUUUUUAUAUCAAAAACAAUUUAUUAUCAAUACAUUUUUUAGAAAACUUUAA